AAGACAUGCCAUAUUCAUUGUCUAAUUGAGUUUUACCAUGGUAAUAUAAAAUGGUCUUUAAUCACCUUCAGUAUUAUUCCCUUUUUGUGCCUUUAUUCAUUUGCCUUUUCUAUUUAUUUGUUGUUUUCCUUGUCUUUAUUUGCGCCUUUUCCCUCUUUUGCGCCCCCUGAAAGUGUCGCUCGGGGCACGUGCCCCUUCAACCUCUAGAUACGCCAUUGCAUAUAUGUUUAUAAGAAACUUUGUCAACACGGGCAUGACGGGAGAGUGACAACACACAAAGGUUAUUAUUCAUAUUUUGUCGAUUGGCUCAAUAAAUAAUUUGUUUGCCGGCCCUUUGACUACUACAAUAGAGCGUCAUGCAAUGGGUUUUCCCUUUCUGCGUGUAUCGCGGAAAUAUAUAUAUAUCCCUUUAUUAUUCUCUCUUGCCCGUAUCGGCACAUACAUGUACAUGUAGCACAAGUCAUGAUAAUGCAAAAAUAAGGAACUACCAACAAGUAAAGGAAGUGCUUAGUAUCUCUUUCCCUAUUAAAAGAUCUUUAACAGGAGUUAGCCAGCUGCUAAUUAUCAUAAUACCAAUCAAGAUGGAUGAGGACAUACUAAAUGAAGGUAGCACUUUAACAACCCAAACCGAGUCACAAGUCAUGAACGGGAGUAAGGAUUCAGACCUAUUCGUGUUUGAAGAUUACAACCAACGCAUUGCUAUAGCCACCAUCCUUUGUAUCGUCUUUGUGGUUGGAUCCAUCGGCAACACUCUUGUCAUCACUGCCGUCAUUCUUUCUCGUAAACUCCGUUCAUCCACCAACUGGUUCGUCGUCAACCUGGGCUGCUCAGACCUUCUAACAUGCCUCUCUUUACCUUUUAAUGUUGUCGCCAUGCUAAGCCGUGACGGUUGGCCUCUUCCUGGUUGGAUCUGUGCCGUCAAUUCUGCCGUGAUUCUGAUAUGUCUAGGGGCUAGUGUCAUGACGUUGUUUCUCAUUGCCUAUAAUCGCUGGUACUUGCUGACUAAGCUAAGGGGAAACUUCCAGAAGCUCUACACAAGUCGGAACAUCUGCUUGAUGGUACUCAGUGCUUGGGUUUACCCAGCUCUCUUGGUCCUGGUGCCUCACUUUGCAGGAUUGGGUCGACUGGGAUAUUCUUACAACUAUAAAGCAUGCUCACAGGAUACAUCACUUCCUAACUCGGACCUAUAUAGCCUGAUAGCAGGGGCGGGUUUAAUUAUUCCUGUAUUCUGUGCCAUAGUUGUGGUUUACAUUCGGAUCUAUCUCUUCGUUACCAAACAAAGUAAAAAGAUGGACCAGCUCAAAAAUGCAGGCGUACCCGGUUCUCAGAAUGUUGGAAUAGAAAUGAGCUCAUCAGAAGUUUCCUCGGCUGCACAGAGCAACCUCUCAUCCUGCAAUGCAACCAAACAAAGCUGUUCGACAUUGAACACGGAAAUAUCACAAUCAACAGAGAAAGGCCUGGAUGAAUCAAAUGGGGAUGACAUAGCAACAGCCAAUGCAGACAAUUUUCAAAAUAAGUCAUCUCCUGAAAUUCCUGAAGAUCUUUCAAAGCGGUCUCCUGAUGAAGAACCGAAAAUCAAUCAGAAGCAUCGACGAUUCUUUAAGCGAAAAGCACAUGCAAACAAGACACAGCCACGACUGAACAAGAUCAAUGUCACUGUAACGAAAAGACUUGCCAUCGUUGUUUUAGCCUUCUUCAUUUGCCUCCUCCCGUUCGGUGUAAGCGUUGUUGUUCCUCCAAGCGAUCCUGGUAUCCCUUGGACCGGUUUGAUGCUGACAUUUAAUAGUUGCGUUAACCCUUUGAUUUACGCCAGAACAAUGCCAGAGUUCCGCAAGGUGAUGCUGGCCAUCAUUCGUUGUCGCCUUAAAGACAUACCCGAUCCAAUUGCAUGCUUACAUCGAUUUCGUUAAUAUGGUUAUGUCGUACGUGGUAUAGCAUGACUAAUGUCAUCUAGAGAGACGAGCUUUAUAGACACUCUAUCGAGAUAGUGGAUGCUUAAGUGUGUCGGUUUGGGGUCGCUUCCCCCCGCCCCAAAAAAGAAAUUAAAGAAAUGUGUUACCCUACAGGUACCCUAUAAUUUGGUAAUUUCCUCUAAUGUCUGGAAUUUACAGAGUAAUAUUGUCGCCGGAGCAAAUGUCAUGGAACCCUCCUAAGAUAUAUCUCGGCCAACUUGUUACAAAUUUCCAAAGUUAGAUUGAUAUUUCAUUACGGUAUAUUUUGUAUUUUACAGUCAGACUCACACCUAUAUAAAAUUAUGUCCAUUCAUAAAGUGGUUGUUUCUGUGCAGCACUGCGUGCAUGUGUUACUGUGGAGAAGAUAACCUGUUGCCAGAUAAGCUAGAUGUCCUCGAGCAGCAAUUUCGAGGCGACUAUGGUGCAUGACGUAAGAUUUCUAAAAAGUUAAUGAGCAAAAUAUCGACAUUUUUAUUACAAAAAUCAAAUUUUGUGAUUGAUUUUUACAUAAUAUUAAACAAAAUAAUAC
Molecule: messenger RNA, 2481 nt
Organism: Lytechinus variegatus (green sea urchin)
Lineage: Eukaryota; Metazoa; Echinodermata; Echinoidea; Temnopleuroida; Toxopneustidae
Product: 5-hydroxytryptamine receptor-like
Exons: 2
Coding region: 357-1910 (517 amino acids)
Biological process (GO): G protein-coupled receptor signaling pathway
Cellular component (GO): membrane
Molecular function (GO): G protein-coupled receptor activity
Source: RefSeq, a predicted model, not a curated record